AUCAGUGCAAGUGCAGCAACAACGGCAGCAGCAGCGGACAUGGACUCUUAUGAGAACAGUAUAGAUGCCGACCUGCCAGAUUUCAACGUUUUGUUGGAAAAUGAGGAUGAUUUGAGAGAGAAAAAGGAGCAGAUGCAGGUACAGGAGCUAAGCGAUUGGCUGGACGCCAAUCCGCAUAUAAAUGGCUGUAAAGCCUAUUACAGUUUGCACUUCUUUUUGCGCACCUGCAAAUUCGAUGUUGAACGCGCCAAAAUGAAACUAAAAACAUUUUACCAAAUGCGCGCCGAGCGUACCGAAUGGUUUGACAAUUGCGAUCCCAUGUUGCCCGAAAUACAGGAACUGCUCACACUGGGCGUCUUUUUGCCCGUCGAUGGGGUCGACGAGCAACAGCGGAAGGUUGUUAUUAUACGGACGGCAGCGCACGAUCCCAAGCGCCAUAGUCAGAACAAUGUUUUUAAGACAAGCAAAAUGAUAUUGGAUUUACUAUUAAAGUUUGAGCCAGACAACUGUGCUCGCGGUAUCGUUGCCAUCAUGGAUAUGCAGGGUGUCCAAUUGGGUCAUGCACUGCAGCUUAAUCCCAAGCUCAUUAAACGUUCCGUUGAGAGCUGGACGGCAUAUCCAUGUCAGCCCAAGCUCUUGGAAUUCACCAAUGCCCCGCGUCACGUUAACCUAUUUUUAAACACGUUUCGGGUCUUCAUGACGACAAAGAUGCGAUCCCGCGUCGUAGUGCGACGCGAGGGAACAAUGGUAAAGUGCAAGCAAUUGCCAAAGAAUUUGGGUGGCCAGGGGCCCACUUACAAAGAGCUGGCUAUGAAAUGGAAGCGAUUGCUCGAACAGAACGCUGACUUCUAUGUGGAGCAAGGCAAAUAUAAAAGCUUAGUCAAGCGAUAAGCAACCGAUUAGCUAAAUAUGAUUAAGACAUAUG
This is a messenger RNA of Drosophila arizonae, 925 nucleotides long. RefSeq names its product prolonged depolarization afterpotential (PDA) is not apparent (gene pinta). Lineage: Eukaryota; Metazoa; Arthropoda; Insecta; Diptera; Drosophilidae. Gene Ontology annotation, cellular component: membrane. The record is from RefSeq and is a predicted model, not a curated record. Gene Ontology annotation, molecular function: phosphatidylinositol bisphosphate binding.